Molecule: messenger RNA, 1920 nt
Organism: Empidonax traillii (willow flycatcher)
Lineage: Eukaryota; Metazoa; Chordata; Aves; Passeriformes; Tyrannidae
Exons: 8
Molecular function (GO): RNA stem-loop binding
Source: RefSeq, a predicted model, not a curated record
UGGGUUGAGCAGUGGCCCCUAUCUCAGCCUCGAAUGGAUGCCCUCCUAAAGUUAGUCGACCGCGAGUUGCAACAAGAGCAUAUAGAGCCCUCUACUAGCCCAUGGAACACUCCAAUCUUCGUGAUACCUAAGCGGUCAGGUGAAGGAUUUCGUCUCCUUCACGACCUGCGUGAAGUAAAUAAGAAUAUUCAGCCAAUGGGCGCGGUCCAGACACUGUUACCUAUGAGUUCCAUGAUACCCAAAGGACAGCCAUGUGCUACCCUCGACAUCAAGGACUGCUUCUUUUCUAUACCAUUGCAUGAAGCAGACGAAGAAAAAUGUACCUUUUCGCUGGUGUUCCCAAAUAAUCAGCAGCCCAACUUACGUUUUCAGUGGAAAGUACUACCCCAAGGGAUGCUCAAUUCACCCACUAUCUGUCAGAUCGUAAUCGAUCGGGCUUUGGCACCAAUUCGGCAUAAUAACCCGGCCACAACUAUCAUUCAAUACAUGGAUGAUAUCUUGAUAGCUGCACCAUCCAGAGACCAGCUUCCAACAAAGUCAAUAGCUCUGUCAAAACACCUGGCCAUAGCCUUAGCCAGGUUCAACGGAGAGAUCCAGUAUGCCACUAAGCCUCCCUGGACCCAGCUGUUAGCCAUUGUCGACAUCGACCUUCCACAGAAGGAUUGGGUCAUCGGACGCCCUCAGAACCAGUACAGCCCAGUGCCAGAGGAAAACAACACGCCGACCAACACCCUGUCCAACCCUGCAGGCUCGGCGCAGACAAAGGCCAGACAGCAUCGAGACAGCCACCGUGAAAGAAAGCAGCAAUGUCUUUGCGUGAUACUGAUCCUGGCACUUUCCAAGGUGUUCGACAAAUCCUCAGAGUACUGUGUCCAAGUGACAGUAAUCCCCAAGAUCUAUUUCCACCCAGAGAGCUAUGUGUACGAUUCCAUGACUGUCCCAGACCACCACUUGACAAAGUGGGAGCCCAAUAUAGCAUUGACCGUAGCCCUGACGUGGAAGUCAACCGACCCAGUAUGGGUUGAGCAGUGGCCCCUAUCUCAGCCUCGAAUGGAUGCCCUCCUAAAGUUAGUCGACCGCGAGUUGCAACAAGAGCAUAUAGAGCCCUCUACUAGCCCAUGGAACACUCCAAUCUUUGUGAUACAUAAGCAGUCAGGUGAAGGAUUUCGUCUCCUUCACGACCUGCGUGAAGUAAAUAAGAAAAUUCAGCCAAUGGGCGCAGUCCAGACACUGUUACCUAUGAGUUCCAUGACACCCAAAGGACAGCCUUGUGCUACCCUCGACAUCAAGGACUGCUUCUUUUCUAUACCACUGCAUGAAGGAGACAAAGAAAAAUUUACCUUUUCGCUGGUGUUCCCAAAUAAUCAGCAGCCCAACUUACGUUUUCAGUGGAAAGUACUACCCCAAGGGAUGCUCAAUUCACCCACUAUCUGUCAGAUCGUAAUCGAUCGGGCUUUGGAACCAAUUCGGCAUAAUAACCCGGCCACAACUAUCAUUCAAUACAUGGAUGAUAUCCUGAUAGCUGCACCAUCCGGAGAUCAGCUUCCAACAAAGUCAAUAGCUCUGUCAGAACCCCUGGCCAUAGCCUUAGCCGGGUUCAAUGGAGAGAUCCAGUAUGCCACUAAACCUCCCUGGACCCAGUUGUUAACCAUUGUCGACAUCGAUCUUCCACAGAAGGUUAUGGACCGGCCCCAACCGGGACCGACAGUUUUCACAGAUGCAUCCUCUGUGACCUCCACGGCCGCAGUGGUGUGGCAGUCAGAAAAUGAGUGGCAUUGCGAUUGGGUCAUCGGAUGCCCUCAGAACCAGUACAGCCCAGUGCCAGAGGAAGACGACACACCGACCAACACCCCGCCCAACCCUGCGGACUCGGCGCAGACGAAAGCCAGACAGCAUCGAGACAGCCACCGCUUCCUUUAA